Molecule: messenger RNA, 1929 nt
Organism: Gigantopelta aegis
Lineage: Eukaryota; Metazoa; Mollusca; Gastropoda; Neomphalida; Peltospiridae
Product: kelch-like protein 5
Exons: 1
Coding region: 2-1603 (533 amino acids)
Molecular function (GO): protein binding
Source: RefSeq, a predicted model, not a curated record
AAUGGAAGACGCUCAAACACAACUUUUUGUAAACGUCCACGAAGAGAUUACAACAGGUACUUUCUGUGACAUACAAAUUGUAUGUAACGAUGGAAAAACAACCGGGAGCCGUAUUGUACUUGCGGCGAUGUCUCCGUACUUCCGGGCCAUGUUUACAUCAGAUAUGUUGGAGAGUCAGACGGGCAUCGUGAACCUACCGACAAUGUCGUUGUCAGUGUUCCAAGAUAUCAUUAAAAUGUCUUUGUGUGGAAUUAGUCUGGUGAAUGAAAAGAACUGUGUUAAAGUCUUAGACUCUGCUGAGAUGAUGCAACUUCACCACAUCAAACAACUUUGUAACAUAUACCUGAAAGAACAUCUGGUACUCACUACAAGAAACUGUCUACAUUGGUGGAGACUUUCGAAACUUUAUAACUUCCUCAAUGUGUCCAACAGAGCAUUUUGUUAUUUGAUCAGCAACAUCCCUGAUUUUGUUAAAACAGGAAAGAUAGUCCAGCUGUUGAAGCCGGAGCUUUUGGAAAUCAUUUCAAGCAAAGAUUUAAAAUGUAAAGAAGACACCGUCCUCAGAUGCGCCAUGAAAUGGAUUGAACACAAUAACCCUGAUCCGAAUGACGUCAAAGAGAUUUUUGAAAAUGUGCAACUACAUUUUGUUGAUCCAAAGUUUCUGAUUGAUGACGUUGUGUUUUCAGACAUUGUUUGUAAAAACAAAUCUGUCCAGGCAAUGGUACAAGAGGUGCUGCAUGUGCGACUGUAUAGUCGAGUUACAGAUCGUUCGAGGGUCAGUCCGGACAUGUCUGUCUUCGUCCUUCAUCGUAACAACAAGUCACUUCUGUCUCGUUUCACGCCAGACGGCAAGUGGGAAGACGCCCCACCAGCUCCAUUAGAUCCUGGGUCUUGGUAUUCGGCAGCAAGUCUGGACGAGAAAAUAUACAUCACUGGUGGCAAUAUCCGGAAGAAAUGUACAUUAAUUUACAACACAAACAGAAAGCUGUGGACAAUAGGUCCAAAUCUCAUAGACGACCGCGGCUGGCACUGUGCGGCCACAGUUGACUCUAAAGUGUACGCGAUAGGCGGUCGCUAUAGCAAUACGAUAGAGAUGCUAGCGCACAAUUCAAGACACUGGCAGGUCACUGGAGAUUUGGGAUUGAAACGGUUGUACACUUGUUCUGUUACAGUUGACGAGAACAUUCUCAUUAUGGGGGGAAGGAAUGACUGGGGCUCGUCAGAUGUUAUCCAGUGUUUUAACACCCGAUCUCACGCUGUCAGUAAGCUGAACACAAAGUUACCUUGUACCUCUGAGUCACUAAGAGGCUUCAAAUUGCUUCACCUCCCAGAUGUUUAUCUCCUAGACAACGACGGUCACGUGAUGCACCUCCGGGUCACCAGCACGGAGGGAGAAAUCGAGAUUCAGAUUAAAUCUAAAGAGGAAUGGAAAUCGUUUAAUUAUUAUUUUGGUGUCACACAACGAAACGGACGCUUGCUGUGUUUCACUGCAGAUGGGAUCAGCGCAUUCAACCUCAGCCAACGUAAAGAAGAACUGAGAACAUUUCCUUCGCCACCUAGGUGUGCUCAUGUGUACGAUGUGUGUGUUAUGGGGAACACUUAGCCGAUGGAAGUUUUAAUGUCUGAUUUGUGGAACACAGUGCCACGAAGGGAAUAAUAAUGUGUGUGUGUGUGUGUGUGUGUGUGUGUGUGCGCGUGUGCGUGUGUGUGUGUAGAACGCGAUAUGGUAAAAUGAACAAUGUGUGUGUGUAGUAUAGAACAUGAUGUGGUGAAGUGAAUAAUGUGUGUAUGGUAAAGAACGCAAUGUGGUGAAGUGAACAAUGUGUGUGUGUGUGUGUGUGUGUGUGUGUGUGUGUGUGUGUGUAGCAUAGAACAUGACCUGGUGAAAUGUGUGUGUGUGGUAUAGAACAUGACCUGGUGAAAUGUGUG